UAAAAAUGACACUUGAAGCAGAAACUGUUAGUUUCUGCGGUUGUGUAAUGAAAUUAUGACCAUAGAGUUAAAGUGUGUGCUUUAGCACUCACGUUUUAGAUCCUAUAUGGAUUCACCAGGUAUGGGAAGCUGUUGUCCGGGGCUGGAUGAUGCGUCCUCCCCAGACACAGAGCCCCUCAUAAAGGAUCCAAGACCCAAGGACCUUAGCACCGUCUCGCAUAUGGAUGUUCAGGGGUACAGAUGGGUGUGCUGGAAGGUGUGGUUGUGCCGCAUUGGGGCGGUCUGUUCUGUAGGCCUGCUGCUAGUGCUCUUCAACUGGCGCCCUCGACUCGGCAUCCUGGCCCGGUGCAAGUCCUGUCCCAUUUCAAUGGCGGAUGUUUUGCUAUUGAAGGACCGAUACGGACAGCAGUUUGUUGUAGACGUGCUUAAAGAGGAAAUUGAAGAAGGCAGUUUGGAGUUUGCAGUAGGAGAGGCGGAUGAGAAUGAAUGGAGAGACACCGUGCAGCUACAUAGUGAAAAGAAAACUCUGCUUAGAUACUAUGUGUUUGAGGGCAUACGCUAAUGGAUUGCCAGGAAAGGAUCCUUUUGCAAAGCAAGUAUCCUCAAUGAAGGCUGGACCUGCGCUGACCUGCAUGGCCGACAGCAAGGACUGAGUCGAGCAGACCAAAGCACAAGAAAACAAAUUUUUGGGCCCAAUAUCAUUGAUGUACCUGUGAAGUCUUACUUGGAACUUCUCUUUGAGGAGGUGCUCAAUCCAUUCUACGUAUUUCAGGUGUUCAGCAUCAUCCUGUGGAUCUCAGACAGAUACUAUUAUUAUGCUGCUUGUAUCUUCAUCAUAUCUUUAAUUUCAAUCGCUGUGUCCCUUUAUCAGAUCCGUAAGCAAAGUACCACCCUCCGCAACAUGGCCCGUUUGGUAGUGAACGUUACAGUGCGCAGGGACAAUGGAGAGGAAGAGUGUGUAAACUCUGAAGAGCUGGUUCCAGGUGACUGUGUUUUGAUUCCAGCUGAGGGUUACGCCCUGGAACGAAUUACUUAUCCGGUCUCUGGAUAUUGUGACAAUAAUAGUUCCACCUGCUCUUCCUGCUGCUCUAACUACAGCCGCGAUCUACGCCCAGAAUCGCCUGAAGCGUCAUGGGGUGUUCUGCAUUAGCCCACCUCGCAUUAAUAUCUGCGGCAAGAUAUCACUUUUCUGUUUUGAUAAGACUGGCACUCUGACAGAGGAGGGUCUGGAUGUGUGGGGCAUCAUGGAAGCGAGUGGAGGGGUAUUUGGCGAGCUGGUCCCUGACCCUCUCUUUCUCCCUCCUGGAAUGAUGCUCUUUGCACUUGCCUCCUGCCAUUCUGUAGCUUUGCUGGGGGGUCAAGCACUUGGAGACCCACUAGAGCUCAAAAUGAUUGAAUCCACUGGAUGGGAACUGACUGAGCCAGAGGAUGAGAUGGGACGUGAUUCUGAAUUUGGGAGAAACCGAGUGCUAGCAGUGAUGAGACCUCCUGGACCUGAGCUCCUGUCAGAAGGAAAUUCUGUCAGUCAGCCAGUAGCAAUUGUGCGGAGAUUCCCAUUUUCUUCUUCUUUGCAAAGGAUGAGCGUGGUGAGCGUUGGGCCAGGUGGAGCUUCUCCUGUCGCAUUCCUUAAAGGAGCACCUGAGAUGGUGGCAAGCUUCUGCCUCAGAGAAAGUGUGCCUUCUCAUUUUUCACCCACUCUCCGGGAGUACGCGAGCCAGGGCUUCAGGGUCCUUGGAUUUGCCUACAAGCACCUCGAUAAGGAGACUGACCUUGCCACUGUUGAAAGGGUGGAGGUGGAAAAAGACAUGAACUUCCUGGGUCUUUUGGUUAUGAAGAACCAAGUAAAGCCAGAGAGUGCUGAAGUCAUUCGCACUCUUAAACUGGCACGAUUACGGCCUGUUAUGGUUACAGGUGACAAUAUUCUCACUGCUGUGAAUGUAGCACGUGCGUGUGGAAUGAUUCUGUCGCAUGAGAAGGUUAUUUUCGUUCAUGCAUCGCCCCCUACUGCCAGUUCAAUGGCCUCGCUGCAGUUUCUUCAAGGAGAUGGUGCAGGAGGCACCAAUACUCAAGAGACUAUUGAUAAUGCAGUACAGGGUGCCUACCAGAACAGUGCCGGCUAUCAUUUGGCUAUAAAUGGAAUGUCCUUUGCAGCACUUUGUGAUCAUUUCCCUGAAUAUCUACCCAAGAUUCUGAUAAGGGGUACAGUGUACGCCCGCAUGACCCCAGAACAGAAAACCCAGCUGGUAAAAGCACUGCAGAAUAUCAAUUACAGGGUGGGCAUGUGUGGGGAUGGAGCCAAUGACUGUGGAGCCUUGAGGGCUGCAGAUGUCGGUGUGUCAUUGUCUGAGGCUGAGGCCUCUGUGGCGUCUCCUUUCACAUCCAAGUCUGAUAACAUUAGCUGUGUGCCUUUACUCAUCAAGGAAGGCAGGUGUUCACUGGUGACAUCCUUCAGUCUUUUUAAGUACAUGGCCUUGUACAGUCUGAUUCAGUUUGCCUCUGUACUUAUUCUCUACACUGAGAAAACAAACUUGGGAGAUUUGCAGUUCCUCUUCUUUGAUUUAGUUUUGGUGACCGUUUUGGCUAUAGUGAUGGGACGGGGAGGUCCCAGCGAUGAGCUCCACCCCCAGCGACCAGCUGCCAGUCUUCUAUCUCUGCCAGUCCUGGCAAGUUUACUCAUUCACACUGUGCUGCUGAUCCUAGCUCAAGUGUCUGCCCUACUUAUCACUGUCUCUCAAGACUGGUAUGUGCCUCUAAAUUCCACUAGGACAGGGGCUGCAAACCUGCCCAACAUGGAGGAUACAAGUAUAUUUGCCUUAUCGGGGUUCCAGUAUAUCAUCAUGUCUAUUGUGAUGACUAAAGGAUAUCCUUACAAAAAACCACUGUAUUACAAUGUUUUGUUCCUAGUGGCACUGCUGCUCUUCUUAGCUCUUAUGAGCUGGCUGGUGCUUUUCCAUCAUACCAUCAUCCAUCGUGUGCUGAAUCUCUACGACAUCACCGAUAUGAGAUAUAAACUACUGCUGGUGGCCGUAGCUGCACUCAACUUCUUCAUAUGCUACUUGAUUGAGAUUCUUAUUGACCAAGGUGCCCUGAACUGCCUUCGCAACCUCAGGGGAAAACGCGAGUCCAAAAAGCAGUUCAAACGCCUAGACGUCCAGCUUGCAGAAACGCCCUCAUGGCCGCCCCUGAACCAGACCUUGUUCCCACCACAGUGCACCGUCAUCGGUGUUAGCUAACACCUACCUCCUGUGUUUUUCAAAUCUCCCAAUGCACAUAUCCAGUGUUGCCAAAGAUCUGAUAGCACCUCUCAGUGCACUAGUGAGGUAUGCAUACCAGAUGCCGUCCUUGUCUGCCUAUUAUAUAUGGCAAAAACUUAUCGUACAGUAACACGAGUGAAGAUCACUGUUAGUGAUGGUAUUUCUUAUAUUAGAACACAUAAAGAGAAGAAUUAAAAAGUCUUAAAGUCUCUUAAAGGUGUGCUGGAUGAUUUAGAAAAGGGGUGGAAACAUAUUUACCAAUUUGUACAUGAAAAUUAACAUUUUAUACAGAAAAAAGGGCAUAUUGCCUUGAGAACUGAUUGAUUACUAACAUUAAUCCAAAAUAAUGAGAAUGUCAUUUUUCUUGGACCAUAAAAGUUUUACCAAAGCAUUCAAGUUGUCGUAUUGGAAAAGUAAUGCAUACAUGCUGCCUACUUUAUUUCCCAGUGAAACAAAAUUAUUGAAAAAGAUAUUUUUAUCUGGGCAGGAAAUUGGUUUAAUUGUUGAUUAGUUGGAGGCAUGCUUGCAGUCGAUUGUAAGAAAGGGGGCGGGGUUUAAGCAAAUUAAAUUAUUGGAGACAUCCACCAUGUGUCACCAUAGAGAAAGCUGAUGCUUUCACCAGGGUCCAGUAAUUACAU
Molecule: messenger RNA, 3892 nt
Organism: Pimephales promelas (fathead minnow)
Lineage: Eukaryota; Metazoa; Chordata; Actinopteri; Cypriniformes; Leuciscidae
Source: RefSeq, a predicted model, not a curated record